CUUUCACGUCUUUAACCUCGUGCACCACGUAUCCGGAAUACCGCCGCAUGUAAAUUUGGUGAAGGGGUGUUAAGUUACGAUACAAUUGGAUUCAUUUGGAUUCCGUGUGGUGACGAUGCAAAAUAAUUCGAAAACUAGAGAGAUGUUUAUCGUGAGAGCUCUUGAAAAAAUCCUGGCCGAUCGGGAUGUCAAACGGUCCCAUCUCUCCCAGCUUAGGAAGUCUUGCGAAGCGGCACUUGAUGAUUUACGUAAUGAAAUCAAAGAAGUUCCUACGGCUCAAGGUGAAGAGGCAACUAGUAAUGCACUUCCACAACCAAAGAGCGAUUCUAAUGUCAUCUCAGCAGAGAAGUAUUUUUUGCCAUUUGAUUUGGCUUGCCAGAGCAAGUCUCCUAGAAUCGUCGUCACAGCUUUGGACUGUUUACAAAAGCUUAUUGCCUAUGGCCACCUGACUGGCAAUGUGCCAGAUUCAACUGAGCCUAGCAAACUCUUAAUAGUACGCAUAGUGGAAACAAUAUGUGGUUGUUUCAUGGGUCCUCAGACCGACGAGGGUGUUCAGCUACAAAUAAUAAAGGCCUUGUUAACUGUCAUGACUAGUCAGCAUGUUGAGGUACAUGAAGGUACUGUUUUGCUGACGAUACGCACAGUUUACAAUGUUUACCUUGCUUCGAGAAACCUGGUGAAUCAAACGACAGCACGAGCUACUCUUACACAAAUGAUAAAUGUUAUAUUUGCUCGUAUGGAAACUCAAGCGCAGGAGGAGGAAGCUUUACGUACAGAAUCGGAACAGCAGGAUUUGCCUAGUACUUCAGGUGGCGAAACUGAGAGUGAACCUGCAAAUAAUGAAGAAGCAACUGCAGAUAAUUCUUCAGAAGCUCAUAACGCAGUCAAGGCCAUCCUUGAAGAAGUUGUCAGUUCUGUUAUACCAGAAGAACCUGUAACAGCACCACCUUCCGAAGAAGUUAGUCUGGACCAUGUUCCUACGGACGACAACACUGAUGAAGGAGCUGUUGAGAAUGAUAACAUGGUUACUGCAAAAUUCACUCAUGUUCUACAGAAAGAUGCAUUUUUGGUCUUUCGAGCACUGUGCAAACUUUCUAUGAAGCCACUUCCAGAUGGUACACCGGAUCCAAAGUCCCACGAAUUACGAUCGAAAAUCCUAUCAUUGCAGUUACUUCUAGGCAUUUUACAAAAUGCCGGACCUAUUUUACGUUCAAACGAGAUGUUUGUCAUUGCUAUAAAACAAUAUCUGUGCGUAGCAUUGUCAAAGAACGGAGUUUCCUCUGUACCCGAGGUCUUUGAGCUUUCACUAGCUCUAUUUCUCGCUUUGCUUGCCCGUUUCAAAGUCCAUUUGAAGAUGCAAAUAGAAGUAUUCUUCAAGGAGAUCUUCAUGAACAUCCUGGAGACCUCGAGCAGCUCCUUUGAGCACAAAUGGAUGGUGAUACAUGCGCUGACGCGAAUUUGCGCAGAUGCACAAAGUGUAGUAGAUAUAUACGUAAAUUAUGACUGUGAUCUCUCCGCAGCCAAUUUAUUUGAAAGGCUAGUUAACGACUUAUCAAAAAUAGCACAGGGUCGACAGGCGCUUGAACUAGGCGCAUCUCCAAAUCAGGAGAAAUCAAUGCGUAUUAGAGGACUGGAGUGUCUAGUCUCGAUACUUAAAUGCAUGGUGGAAUGGAGCAGGGAUUUAUACGUGAAUCCCAGUGUACCUGCUGAUCAACAAUUACCUUCAGAACCUCCGGAUCCUCCAUUAGAACCGCCAUUGCCACGUUAUGGUAGUGCAGGUAGUUUGUCCUCUGCAAAUUCUAGUCUCGUAGGGAACAAGGAAGUUCCUGACUCACCAGAACAGUAUGAAGUUCAAAAGCAGCAGAAGGAAGUCUGGGAGGCUGGUAUUGACAUAUUUAAUCGGAAACCAAGUAAGGGCGUUCAGUACCUCCAGGAGCAAGGCCUUCUCGGUUGUUCUGCCGAGGAAGUCGCCCGGUGGCUUCACAUGGAUGAGCGCCUUGACAAAACUGCAGUAGGUGAUUUUCUCGGUGAUCAUAAUCACAAUCAAGUCAUGUACAAUUAUAUAGAUCAGAUGGAUUUUGCCGAGAGAGAUCUAGUUACGGCACUCAGGUACUUUCUCGAGGGUUUCAGAUUGCCUGGUGAGGCACAAAAGAUUGAUAGGUUAAUGGAGAAAUUCGCCAGUCGAUAUUGCGAGUGUAAUCCUACCAAUGGAUUAUUUACUAGUGCAGACACAGCUUAUGUUUUGGGAUUUUCGAUAAUUAUGCUCACGACCGACUUGCACUCACCUCAGGUCAAGAAUAAAAUGACCAAGGAACAAUAUAUAAAAUUAAAUCGACGUAUCAGUGACAAUGAAGAUUUACCUGAAGAGUAUCUAUCAAAAAUUUACGAUGAAAUUGCAGGCAAUGAAAUCAAAAUGAAAUCUAAUCCAAAUCGUCCAGGGAAGCAAGUAAUAUCAAGCGAGAAAAAGCGCAGACUGCUCUGGAAUAUGGAGAUGGAAGUGAUAUCCACCGCUGCCAAAAAUCUAAUGGAAUCAGUCAGUCACGUUCAGGCUCCUUUUACUACAGCCAAACAUUUGGAACAUGUUCGGCCCAUGUUCAAAAUGGCAUGGACUCCAUUUUUGGCUGCAUUCAGCGUCGGCCUACAGGAUUGUGAUGAUCCUGAGAUAGCAUCUCUCUGCUUGGAUGGAAUUCGUUGUGCCAUCCGAAUCGCUUGUAUUUUUCAUAUGUCUUUGGAGCGUGACGCUUACGUCCAAGCCUUAGCCAGGUUCACACUUCUGACAGCAAACUCACCGAUAACUGAAAUGAAAGCCAAAAACAUUGACACAAUAAAAACACUGAUAACUGUCGCUCACACCGAUGGCAAUUAUCUCGGAAGUUCCUGGCUAGAUGUCGUGAAAUGUAUCUCUCAACUAGAACUAGCGCAGCUGAUUGGCACUGGAGUUAGACCACAGCUUCUGGGACCUCCUUCGAAGCCACAUUUUCCAUCUCCAUUAGCCAACUUUACUAAUCUCACCCAUAACAAUUCCCAUCAAUCAAACAGUCUCAAUCUCAGCUCUCUGGACCCUAGCGUGAAAGAAUCCAUCGGUGAGACCAGUUCGCAAAGUGUUGUCGUAGCUGUAGAUAGAAUCUUCACAGGCUCAACAAGAUUGGAUGGCGAUGCCAUAGUUGAAUUCGUGAAAGCCCUCUGUCAAGUCUCUCUAGAGGAACUUGCACAUCCAACCCAGCCCCGCAUGUUCUCGCUAACAAAAAUAGUCGAGAUAUCCUACUACAAUAUGGGCCGUAUCAGGUUGCAAUGGUCAAGAAUCUGGCAGGUACUUGGUGAUCACUUUGACCGAGUGGGUUGCAGUCCUCGUCAGGACAUAUCCUUCUUCGCGGUGGACUCCUUGCGACAACUGGCAACAAAGUUCAUCGAGAAGGGCGAGUUCGCCAAUUUCAGAUUUCAGAAGGAAUUUCUCAGACCAUUUGAACAUAUUAUGAAAAAGAAUAGAUCACCGAUUAUACGCGACAUGGUGGUCAGAUGCGUAGCGCAGAUUGUCCACUCUCAGGCGCCUAAUAUUCGGUCCGGAUGGAAAAAUAUUUUCAGUGUCUUUCAUCACGCAGCUAGCGAUCGGGAUGAGUCCGUUGUUGAGCUUGCUUUCUCUAUGACUGGAAAAAUAAUAAAUGAGUUGUAUGCCGAAGACUUUAGCAUCAUGGUAGACUCUUUCCAAGAUGCUGUCAAGUGCCUCAGCGAGUUCGCUUGCAAUGCUUCAUUUCCUGAUACUAGUAUGGAGGCCAUAAGACUGAUACGUUCCUGUGCCUCUUAUAUUGAUGCGAAUCCUCAGCUCUUCGCUGAAGGUAUGAUGGAUGACAACGGUAUGGUUUCUGAAGAAGAUAGAGCCUGGGUCAGGGGUUGGUUCCCACUACUGUUUGAGCUAUCAUGCGUAGUGAGCAGAUGUAAACUGGACGUGAGAACCCGGGCGUUGACAGUGUUGUUCGACGUGGUGAAAACACACGGAGCGUCCUUCAAGCCACACUGGUGGAAGGAUUUAUUCCAAGUGCUCUUUAGAAUUUUCGAUAAUAUGAAAUUACCCGAGCAGCACACAGAGAAGGCUGAGUGGAUGACUACCACGUGCAACCAUGCGCUGUACGCGAUAGUCGAUGUAUUCUCCCAAUUCUAUGAUACAUUGGGACCCCUUCUUCUGGAGCAAUUGUACGCCCAGUUACUGUGGUGCGUUCAGCAGGAUAAUGAGCAGCUGGCCAGGUCGGGCACCAACUGCUUAGAAAAUCUAGUAAUCAGCAAUGGUAUUAAGUUCGAUGAGGGAACAUGGGAUAAGACAAGUCGCUGCGUCCUGGAUAUCUUUGAUAGUACCCUUCCUAUGGCUUUACUCACGUGGAAACCCCAGUCACCGAACAAGGAGUCUGACUUGGAGGUGAUCACAGGAGAUUCUGAGAGUCAUAUAGGAAUUCUAAAACGAAGUAAUAGCACGCAGAGUCUAUUAACUGGCGAGGAUACAAGAGCCAAACUGUUCUCUGCGUUGUUAAUAAAGUGCGCCGUUCAAUUGGAACUUAUUCAGACCAUAGACAAUGUGGUGUUUUACCCAGCAACCUCGAGAAAGGAGGAUCAGGAGAAUUUAGCCCUGGCACAGGCGGACAUGCUCAACGGAAGGUCGUCGGAGCUUGGUGUCAGAGGCGGUGGCGAUCAGCAGAAGGAAGAGCAAGGAAUGUACUGCGCCCUGACCACCCAUCAUCUCCUGCAACUUGUGGAGUGCCUACUAAAGUCUCACCGCUUUGCCAAGAGCUUCAAUGCCAACCACGAGCAGCGAAAUGUCCUGUGGAAGGCAAGCUUUCGGGGUAAUGUGAAGCCAAAUCUACUGAAACAAGAGACCCAAUCCCUAGCUUGCGCAUUGCGCAUCCUCUUCAAGAUGUAUAGCGACGAAGCACGUAGGGAUGACUGGUCCAAGGUAGAAUCACGCCUUGUCGAAGUAGCACGUGAAGCUUUGGAAUAUUUUCUGGCCUUAUCCAGCGAAGCUCAUCGAGACGCGUGGACACCUAUACUUCUUCUUCUUUUAACCAGGAUCCUUAAGAUGUGCGAUAACAGAUUCGCCGUUCACGCCUCCAGCUGCUAUCCGUUACUCUGCGAAGUGAUGUGUUUCGAUCUCAAACCAGAGCUGCGUUCCGUCCUGCGUAGGUUUUUCCUCAGGAUUGGACCGGUGUUCAGGAUUACACAGUAGUGACGAUGUAACUAAUGUAAAACACAUUCUUUGUAUUAUUAUUAACUGUUAUACAGAUAUAUAUAUACACACACAUAUAUACAUAUAUAAAUAUUAUACAUAGUCAGUUAAUAGACAUAUAUUAUAUUCGUUACGGACAGACAGCUACGUCAAAGGUAGAUAGCCAUUGUUUUAUGAUUUCCUAGAUUUUCCUUGUUAUACGUAGUUCAUAAAAAUUAACUUAUACGAUCAUAAAUACACAUAUGUAUAUUCAUGCUCGAAUACACGAUUAUUCACGCUUGA
Molecule: messenger RNA, 5491 nt
Organism: Cephus cinctus (wheat stem sawfly)
Lineage: Eukaryota; Metazoa; Arthropoda; Insecta; Hymenoptera; Cephidae
Gene: Sec71
Product: brefeldin A-inhibited guanine nucleotide-exchange protein 1
Exons: 13
Coding region: 116-5209 (1697 amino acids)
Biological process (GO): regulation of ARF protein signal transduction
Molecular function (GO): guanyl-nucleotide exchange factor activity
Source: RefSeq, a predicted model, not a curated record